Bursaphelenchus okinawaensis is the source of this 4520-nucleotide messenger RNA. Lineage: Eukaryota; Metazoa; Nematoda; Chromadorea; Rhabditida; Aphelenchoididae. The record is from the annotation of a GenBank genome assembly.
AUGUACUCUUAUUUUGGCCUCACCCGCUCUGACGAACAUACGGGCUCUGCAUUUAGAGCCGGGGAUUACAGAGUAGGAAAUAUAUAUUACACAGUAACCUGGAAAUGACUAAUUUUAUAAUUAAAAAGUAGAAAUUUGAGUUUUACUGCAAGUUGGUCUUACGGUUUGAUAGAUUUUUAUAGCAAUGUCACGUUUUGAAGUAAAAUAAUAAAAGUGCAUUUGAAUAAAAUUUUAAAAUCUUUAAACUAAUUAUUAUAGGUCACUAGAAAUCAAAAAAAGCAGUAAAAGUUACUGUUUAGCUUAAAAGUUAACUUUUGCCGAAUUUCAGAAGCCCGAACCCCCUGAUCCGUGGACUGGAAUACUGGAAUGUCGCAAAUACAGAUCUCGAUCAGUUCAAACUUCCUUCGUUUGGGACUUUGUUGAUGUUAGAGUACCCAUCAGCGAGGACUGUUUGUAUCUGAAUAUUAUUACUCCUGCUAGGCAGACCAAUGAAUUUCCUGUAAGUUUUUAAAUUUUAUUUUCAUUUUUGAAUUCUCAACAUAUGAAACUAUGAUUACCAUGUACAUUUUCAGAAAGGCUACGCAGUUAUGGUGUAUAUACAUGGAGGUGGUUACGUUAUGGACAGUGCAGCUAAAUAUCACUAUAGUAAAUGCGCAAAGUAAGUCAUAAUAUAUGUAGGCGUCUUCAUACUGUUAUAUUAUGAUUCAUACCGUUAUAUCUUGCUUCUUACCAUUACGUAAAAUAAAAUUUUUACCUUUUACUAAAAUACCCCUUUACAGAUACCUAGUGCGAAACAAUGUGAUAGUAGUGACGAUACAGUACCGUCUGGGACUGUUGGGCUACUUUUGUUUGGAUGAUGAACAUAUCAAGGGGAACUAUGGCUUCUGGGAUCAAGUCGUAGCUCUACAGUUUAUUCGAGAUAAUAUUUCAAAAUUUGGAGGUGAUCCAGCAAGGAUUACGGUAUUUGGACAAAGCGCCGGAGGCGCCGCUACUGAUCUCUUAUCUGUCUCACCUGUCUCCAGAAGUAAGUUUUAUUACACGUAUAUUUUAUUUUGAACUUAAUAUGUAUUAUUAAAUGUAUGAAAAUAAUGAAUAAUAUAAAAAGCAGAAUCACGUACUAAGCCCUUGUACAAAAAAAACCCUAACUUUAGACCUAUUUCAACGUAAGAUUUGCAUGGCUGGAUCGGCCGAAAACAAUUGGGCCAUCACCGACCGGUCAAAAGCAAUAGCCUACAGCAGAGAAAAGGCUAUGAAUAUUGGCUUUAAACCUCAAAAUAGUAAGUUUUUAAUCAACAAUUUUAAAACUUGAAUUUGAAAAUUUUAGGUAGAAAUGUCACAAACAUGUUUUUUUUUCAGGUUGGGAUGACAUUGACAACAAAAAAUGUCUGGACUUUUUAAGGAAACAACCUAGUCAAAAAUUCGGUCUAACUAUGGUUGGUAAGUUAAUUACAUAGUACUGUAACUUUUCGACGUGAAAUUAGUUUACAAUGACGUAAAUAUAUAUAUAAGCGUUUACUCAUAAUUUAUGUUUAGGUGAACGAGCAGUACUAGAUGAAAUGAGGUUACUAUUAGCUCCUGUAUAUGAUUCUGAAUUAUUACCUAGACCAAUUUGUGAAUUACGAUUGGAAACAGAACCCAAAGACUCGAUUACCGGUAUUUGUGCUCACGAAGGAUUAUUGUUUUGUAAGUUUACAGCGUCUAAUCUAGUAGGUGGCUACUCCAUCCUUACAAAAUUUGUAAAAUUAAAGAGUCUUUCUCUAUUCUACCUCAGUUGAAAAUAAUUUAUGAGAUAAAAUAUAAAUUAUAGAGAUAAAUAUUUCAUUUUCAGUAUUGUUAAGCCGACGAUCUGCAAACAAAAAAUUACUGGAGCAGUUUGAAGGCAAUGUUACCAAAAUGUUGAAUGCUCACGAUCAUCUUGUAGCGCCAGAAGACAGAAUAUGCGACGACGAAUUCAGGGAGCUAUACGGCAUAGCAGAAAGUAUGAAAAGAGACAAGAAAAGAGUUCAGAAAGCUUGUUUGGAAGUAAGUAUAAUAUGAAAGACAGAGUUAAUAUUGAUUAUCGUAUCUUUAAAAUAUUCUAAGAGUUGUCAUAAGAGCUAGCUUAUGAAGGAGAUCACCUAUAAUUUAAAAGACGAUUUCUGAGACCGUGAAGCAAGGUGUGCACUAGAAACUUACCCCCUGUUUUUAUUUGCUAAAUCCAUGAGAUAGACGGUCUUAAGGUAUGUGGUAAAGUGAUUUCGGACAAAAUGCCGUUUUGGCACUUUUAUGCCAUUUUUUGUUAACAUACUGUUAAAAUGUACCAAAAAAUCAAUAGUCCGCCAAAUGUUCUGAAAAUUUGUACACUUACGUUUUUGACCAUGCCAAAAAAUAUUGUAAUUGAAAAUUUUUUUCUAUCGGUACCGUAACCUACCGCAAUCCAACCGGUCGAUUAUAAAAGUGCAAAUAUCUAAAAAGUUAACACCGAUCUUCACAGGCAAUUUUUGCAUAUUUAAAAUCUCCAUGAAAUUUAGGUCAGCAUAGGCUAUACACCCGUUUCUAGUCCGAUGGGUUUUGGGGGUUUUUGGUCGAUUCAAAAAUUGCGGUAGCAGACCGUGCAGAAAAUAAAAUUUUUUAAGAAAUCCAAUAAUGCAUCAAACGUUUUAAAAUUGUGGAUAGUUAUGUUUUUGACCAUGCCAAACAAUAUUGCAAUUGAAAUUUUUUUUUUAUCAUUACCGUAACCUACCGUAAUCCAACCGGUCGAUUAUAAAAGUGCAAAUAUCUAAAAAGUUAACACGGAUCCUCAUAGGCAAUUUUUGUAUAUUUAGAAUCUACAUGAAAUUUGGGUUAUCAUAGGCUAUACCCCCGUUUCUAGUCCGAUGGGUUUUGGGAGUUUUUGGUCGACUGAAAAAUUACGGUAACACACUGCCUAAAAAUUUAAAAUUUUACUACAGCUUUGCUAAUGCACUGAUAAGUCUAAAAAUUUGCAUAUUUACGUGUUUUACCAUGCUGAACACCUUUGUAAUAUAAUUUUCUCCCUGAAGGUACCGUAACCCACCGUAAUCUGACCGGUCGAUUAUAAAAGUGCAAUUCUCUAAAAAUUUAACACGGGUGUCCUUAGUCAAUUUUAGCAUAUUUAGAAUCUAAAUAAAAAGUAGAUAUUGAUAGGCUAUAAGCUCAUCUUUAAAACUGCCAAUUUUGAGGAUAAUCGACCGGCCGGAUUACGGUAGGUUACGGUAUUUUUAAAAAACGAUUUUUUAUUACGAAGUUGUUUAGCAUAGUCAAAAACAUAGCCAUGCACAGUUUCAAAGCGUUCGAUGCAUUAUUGGAUUUAAAAAAAAAUUAUUAUUUGCACGGUCUGCUACCGUAAUUUUUCAGUCGACCAAAAACCCCCAAAACCCAUCGGACUAGAAACGGGGGUAUAGCCUAUGAUAAUCCAAAUUUCAUGGAGAUUCUAAAUAUGCAAAAAUUGCCUGUGAAGAUCCGUGUUAACUUUUUAGAUAUUUGCACUUUUAUAAUCGACCGGUCGGAUUACGGUAGGUGCGGUACCGAUAGAAACAAAUUUUCAAUUACAAUAUUUUUUGGCAUGGUCAAAAACGUAAGUGUACAAAUUUUCAGAACAUUUGGCGGACUAUUGAUUUUUUGGUACAUUUUAACAGUAUGUUAACAAAAAAUGGCAUAAAAGUGCCAAAACGGCAUUUUGUCCGAAAUCACUUUACCACAUACCUUAAAACCGUCUAUCUCAUGGAUUUAGCAAAUAAAAACAGGGGGUAAAUUUCUAGUGCACAUGUUUGUUACAGGAUGCUUCACGGUCUCAGAAAGUCUCUUUUAAUGCAAUUCAAAACAAAAAAGGUCAUAACAAUGCAUAAUAUAAAAAAUACAUUGGUAAUAAUAUUGCACAUUUCAGAUGAUGGAUGACUUUAUAAACAAUACCCCCAUCUACAACUACAGCAAGAACAUGGUGGAAAACGGUGGUAAAUGUUACUUAUACCUAUUUGAACAUUACAAUCCAUCGCUUUUCCAUGGAUUCAAUCUCUUCAUGCCUUUUACUGGUAAGAUCUAUAGCGUGAAAGGCCUUUUACAAUAGCUUUUGUGUUGAAGUUCUAUCCUAAUCAAAAAAGUAUAGAACUUCAGCACAAUCAUUUUUACCCUUUUAUCUGACUUUGCCUUCCAAAAAUACUAUUAAAAAACCACUAAUUUCAGCAGCAACCCACUGUACUGAACUGGCCUACGUAUUUGAUGUCAACGUGUUACUAAAGCCUUGGAGGCGAACGAAAGAAGACAUUAAAGUAAGGAAUAUGAUAACAACAAUGUGGACCAACUUUGCCAAGUAUGGAAACCCGAAUUCAGUGAGAUUCGACUUCAAUUGGGCACCGUCAACCAUCGAGAAUCCAGGACAACAUCUCGUGAUCACGGAACGACCACAGAUGAGGACCGAAUUCGAGUUCGAACAACGGGUCAAAAAGUUGUCGCCGUUCUUCACAGCCUACAACAAAGCGUUAUUCCCGAGUGGAACUGUUAAUGAACACGAUACCUGUACAUAA